GGUAAUAUACAUAUUCUCUUGGGCCUUAUCACUUGCUAAUACGGUCUUAAACAAAUAGUAAGAGUGAUUUUUCGCCACUAUUGUACUAGUAAGUACACGUAUAUUCACAUAUACAGUUAAAAUAUUAUACGAUGUGAACUUUUUGAAUCUUUUUUCGCUUCGCAAAUAAUACAUUACCUGCAUACUUACUAGUUAAUUUUAUUUACUAAAUAUGAAAAACACAACAGCUAAUUUACAACGAAGAAAUAAAAGCGGUCGUAUGGCAUUGACACCUUUUUCACUAAAUGAUUUGAAGAAUUCUAUGAUUGAACAAAUAAAAGGUAAUUUGGAUAUCCAGAAUACCAUUACAAACGUCAAUACAACAAAUAUACAACAAAUAAUAAUGAUUGGAAUAUCAUAAUCAUAGCAACAAAAAUCGCUGAAGUUUUAUUAGCUCCAGUUAUUGAAUAUUUAAACUCACGUUUGACUGUCGUUGAAUCAAAAAUGGAUGACUUAGAAAGAUAUCAUAGAACACGAUCAUUAAGAUUCUUGGGUUUUGAAGAAGAAAGAAAUGAAAUUAUUCCGAAUAAAAUCACAAAAUUUCUUAAUAAAAAUUUGAAUAUAAAUUUAUGUGAAGAUCAACGUGAAAACUGUCAUCGUAUUGGCAAACGUGUUCGUGGGAAAGGUCGUCCUAUUAUCGUGCGAUUUUAUAGUCGUUCACUUCGUCAACAAAUACUUCGUGCAACUUAUCUGUUAAAACAAAAUAAGUCGAAUGCAUUUAUCGUUGAAGAUCUCACUCGAAAAAACAUUGGAAUUAUUUCAUUCUGUCCGUGCCUCAUUGCCUGCUGA
Molecule: messenger RNA, 828 nt
Organism: Didymodactylos carnosus
Lineage: Eukaryota; Metazoa; Rotifera; Eurotatoria; Philodinida; Philodinidae
Source: the annotation of a GenBank genome assembly